AUGGGGAAGGACGACAUUGAAGGUGAAGUCGUCCUCCCUCAGACCGUGAAUGAACCAUUCAUAAUAGUGAAUGAACCAUUCAUAAUAGCCACACAUAGACAGAUGAGCAUUCUUCAUCCCGUAUACAAGCUCUUAAAGCCACACUUCACUAUGCAUAUUAAUGCCUUGGCUCGACACACACUCAUCAAUGCUGGAGGGGUGUCAAAUGUUGGAGGGCUGUUAGAGAAAACAGUUUUCCCUAGCAAAUUUUCCAUGGAAAUGUCAGCUGUUAUAUACAGAAGUUGGGUUUUUUCCGAGCAGGCACUACCUACUGAUUUGCUUAAGAGGGAAAUGGCAGUUCCAGAUUCUAGUUAUCUUUAUGGACUUAAGCUUGUGAUAAAGGACUACCCAUAUGCUAUGGAUAGGUUACAAAUUUGGGAAGCAAUUGAAACUUGGGUGACUGAAUAUCGUAACUUCUAUUACUCGUCGAGUGAGAUGGUUGAGGAAAAUGACUUAAAAAGUGAAAUCAGCAUCCUCAAGGACGACUUCAUCCUCAUAUUUCCAGAAAUCGUCCUUUUGACCGAGGACUUUGUUUAA
Molecule: messenger RNA, 576 nt
Organism: Vigna unguiculata (cowpea)
Lineage: Eukaryota; Viridiplantae; Streptophyta; Magnoliopsida; Fabales; Fabaceae
Product: putative linoleate 9S-lipoxygenase 5
Biological process (GO): lipid oxidation
Molecular function (GO): metal ion binding; oxidoreductase activity, acting on single donors with incorporation of molecular oxygen, incorporation of two atoms of oxygen
Source: RefSeq, a predicted model, not a curated record